GUGUGUGGUAGUCGCUUUAAACGAUGGGGGGGGGGGGGUCUGGACCCCCCUCUCUGAUUUGAAUAGGACCCUCUGCAGACAGGCCGUGCUGCUUCUUUCUUUCCUUCUCCCCCUCCUCCUCUCUCCCCCUCUCUCGCUCCGCUCCGCUCUCGAUGUGCUCGUUACCAAAUGGAAGCAGAAGUGCUGAACCCCCAGGUGAUGAUGAUGAUGAUGGCGGACGUCAAUGGCAACAGUAAAAUCGCCAACGCGGAGCUCGAGGUGCUCAAGCUGCAGGAGCUGGUGCGCAAGCUGGAGCGGCAGAACGAGCGACUGCGCACGAGGGCGAACGCCGCGAACAACCGCUCCGUCACCGCCGGCCCUCGUGCGCCGAGCGCGCGGUCCUGUCCGCGCGGCGGCGGCGGCGAUCUCUGCGCAACAUACGGCGUCUCGAGUCCGACGCAGUCGCAGCAUCCUCCGGGUGCAACGGAGGAGCCGUUCGCCUAUUUCCACGCGAGCUCGGUGUCGGGCUCGGAGGAGGAGGAGGAGGAGGAGGAGGAGGAGAGCGCCGCCGCCGGAGCCUCCACUGUUUUGGAUGAGGUUGAUAUUUUGGACCUGAGCGCCGCGCUGCCUGUCGCGGAGCCCGAGAGCUGGUUAUAUGUGAGUCCCAAAGCCAAGCUGCAGGGCGAGAGUCUCCUCCGUCCUCUCCAGUGGUGCAGGCAGGUCCUGGACCACCCGGGGCCCGAGGUGGAGCUGGCCAAGAUGACCUUCUGUCACAGACUGGACCAAGCUAAGCGAUGGCGAGGGGUCUCCUCUGUCCGUCCAUACAGCUGCAUAGAGGGGCUCUCCACGCUCAGCUGCCCCGUCCUGCCUUACACUAAAUCUGCUGCACUAACCGAGCCCCCAGCCCCGUUGCCAUCACCUGGUCCGUCCUUUCUGCAGCCGAGUCUCCCGCGCAGGGCCAGCUGCAACCUCAGUGACAGAGCGCCCACCUUCCUAUCAAACUCCGCUCUCCACAACGUGGGUCGUCGGCAUGCGGCCAUCAGCCCCCAGUCUUCCCUGGACAGUGAGGUGGGUGUGUCAGAACUGGAGGACGACUCCAUCUCUAUGAGCUACAAACUGCAGGACAUGACUGAUGUGGAGGUCAUGGCACGACUUCAGGAGGAGAGUCUCCGACAGGACUACGCGUCUACCUCAGCCACAGCCAGCCGCCGCAGCUCCAGCUUCUCCUUACACUCCCUGAGGCGCAGUGAGAUGGAUCUGGAGGAGGAGGAUGAGGAGGACGAGGGGUACGACCAGCUUCCUCCUCCCCAGCCUCGACUGUUCCGCACAGGGUCUAUGCAGAGGGGCGGCCUGCCCCACUCUCACACGUUCUCCAGUAUCAGAGACUGCAGACGCAACUCGACCACCCCUCAGUUUUCACUCAGUGGACUCUCCCAGUACUCCGGACCAUGCAGCCUGACCACAGAAACACACACGGCGUACAGGAACAGCACAGACAAGCUACGGAGAAGCAUGCCCAACCUGCUCCGAGCUCCCAGCAUGCCCAGUGUUCCCAGUAUCCCAUGCCUGGCUUCCCCUGUCUACCCGCCCUCCCACGGCCCCUCCUCCCUGCCAACGAUAUCCUCCCUGCGGAGCAGCCAGAGCUUUGACUCGUCCAGUGGGCUUGCACGACUCCAGUCCUCCAUUCCUUCCCCAGGCCAGCUCAGUCAGCGAGUCCAGAGCGUGGCGAACUUCCCCACCACUCCCCGACACCCUCUGAAAGCCACGGCCUACGUGAGCCCCACGGUGCAGCAGGGCCCCGCCUCCACCCCUCUGUCCACCUCCGUUAGUCUGCACUCCAUCCCGAGCUGCGUCGCACUGCCUCAGCCCUUAAAACCCAGCAACAGUUUGGUACCACAGCCCCUUAAAGCCAGCGCUAACCAGCCGACCGCCCCUCGCAGCUCCCUCCCUCGCCCAGCCUCCUUUAUCGGAACGAGUGGAGUUCCGCGCGCAAGCAAAAUCCCCCCGCCCACACGCAGUUUGCUGACUCCCCCAAAGAGCAUGGCCGCCCUGAGUGCCCUGAGGGAUGGCAGCUGGAAAGAUGGCUGCUACUGAACCCAAAUGAACCAAGGUUCAAGACGUGCACAGGGUAAUGCUGCAAUGGGACCCAACUGAUUCAAGUCUUUGCUGUCAGGGGUUCCCACCCGGUCUUGGGCUGUGACCCAAGAGAGACGGACUGUUAACGCUUCUUAAAAUGAGAAGCACUUCUCUUCACUGAUGAACAAACAAUAGAGACUGAGAACAGUUUGGGUCCAGCGGGCUGGAUCUCUCCCUUCAUACCUGCUGAAAACACAGACUGACACACUAUGAAACAACCUGGCAAUAUUCUGAUAAUCAGUUGUUAAAUGUGAACUGGAUCUUCUUUGAUGUGUUUUUUUUAUUUUGUAUUAUUAUUUGUCUUUGUGGAUAGGUAAGGUUUUCAUGCAAAAGAAUGAAACUGUUUCUCCCGUUGAAAGCUUAGUAAAAUAUAGCCCAUGCGUUUAUACAUGCUCUUAUUGAUUUCAUCUGACUACUGAUGCGAUCUUUCUUUUUGUCAGUCUGUGACUAUUAUGAAAUUUAACCUGAAAUUGGAAUUUAGUUUCUUCCUGUGCCUGUUAAAAAAAGCUGUGUGAUUGAUGUCAGUUGUAUCUUAUUGGCUGGACCUCGUAGCACUUUUGAUCAGAUUUAUGAUUAACACUUAAUAAAUGAUCUGCUUAAGUUUAGGUGAAGUAUGGCAUUUGUUAAAGUGAGCGUGCACGUUUUAUCAGUGUUUGGCUAGUUUCUUUUCACUAUUGUUUACAUUACAUGCUGAGAUUUUUUUUUUAAAGUUCUUUGAUAAACAUAAUCACUGCAAUGAUAUUGCACAAAGAGCCCUGAUGCGUUUUAUGGAUGAAAAGGAUUUAAAAAGGUGGAUUUUUAAAGUGAAUUAAAGCCUUUCAAAAUAA
Molecule: messenger RNA, 2942 nt
Organism: Scophthalmus maximus (turbot)
Lineage: Eukaryota; Metazoa; Chordata; Actinopteri; Pleuronectiformes; Scophthalmidae
Gene: slain1a
Product: SLAIN motif family, member 1a
Exons: 9
Coding region: 169-2073 (634 amino acids)
Biological process (GO): microtubule nucleation; cytoplasmic microtubule organization; positive regulation of microtubule polymerization
Cellular component (GO): microtubule plus-end
Source: RefSeq, a predicted model, not a curated record